GAGCGGUUAAGGUUAUACGAGAGCGAUAUUGGGUCCGGCACAGCUAGCCAUUUAAAAUCAUCAUUCAUCAUUCGAAUUUUGUUUGCAGCUCAGCUGCAAAGUAUAUAUGUAAAAAGAGCCGCAAAAGCUAUCAUAAAUCCUAUUCUAAAAAUAUAUGUCCUGUGCCUUGAUAGAGCAGUGAGCUUGCUACUCAGAAAUAAAAGUAUAUAAACAAGUAGACAGUUGUUUUUGCUGUUUUUGUACAGUAAAGGGUAAUAUACCUCAACAUAGAUUAGAUCGCAUCACAUUUUUUGCGAUACUUGUUAGUGUCACAUUUCAGAUAACGCUCACUAUUUCUAGCGAAAGGUGUACACUCACUAUUGAAAUAUCUGUUCAUCUUUAUGCACACGCCAAACUUGUUAUUUAUUCAGUUAAUUAGUUAUGAUGGCAGUAUGGAAAGAGAUGUGAUGAAACAAAAAUUUCAUAAGCAUAGUGCUGUCAAGAUAUAUACUAUCUUGUGUAGGCACGCCAAGCAUGCCCCAUCUGUACAUAUCCUGAGAUAUCGAGAAUUUAAUUCAGCAAAUUAACUUUUUUUACAGUCUAUUUUUGAUAAUCAGACAGGUUCCUAUGAGUUACAAUUCCCCUGGCGUAAGAAUGCUGAUAACAUUCGUCGGCAUUAUAUUGUCCGUUAAUUUACUCUGUGUUCGAUUUGUUUGCAAAUUGCUUUGUAUUACACGCAAAUUAGGUUCUAUUUGGCGGUUCUCGCAAGCAGAACCCAAUCUACAUAUUUAUCGGUGUGCAGAGAAGUCUUUCACACAUAAGCUAUGUCACACUCGAACUUUCUAUACUCUCCAAUUGAAGCAGUGUUCGACAAAGAGUUUACAUUGGAACAACUUCUAGAUCGCGAUGAACUAAAAAAUGGAGCGCAGAUAAAUUACUUCGACGUGAUAAACAUGUCAGAAUACAACGAUGAAGAAGUUAAAUCAGGAAGGCUUAUUGAUUUUUUGGUCCAACCAAGAAACAUAGGUAGAUUACUCGAUUACCUUAUUAUUUCUCCAUCAGAAGAUGCUUCUUAUGCAGUUAAAUACAGAUAUCCGACAUUUGCAUGUAGUUUUUUCACGUUUGGCUAUCAAUUGGUUGAAAUGGCAAUUCUUGAACAUCAGGAGUUUUUUGACCGUUUAUAUUCGUAUUGGAACCAGCCGACGCAUUACAAGCACCUGACUGCAGGCGUUCACCGCGUGGUUGUUCAUUUUUUGAAGAAUAGUACACUAUGUUACAAGGCGGCUGAGAAGUUUAGGGAAAAUCCUCAUUUUUUUGACUCAGUCUUGCAGUACGAUGAAGAUUUAGGCAUGGCAGGAGAACUCCUGAGUAUUUUUUUAUCUAAUUUUGAAGAGGGAUAUUACUUGCAGAUGCUUAAUUUUUUUGUAGAUAGGAAUCUGAUGGGAAUCUUGAUCGAUAAGUUUGUUCCAGAAAAAUGGUCUAUUCACACGAAUGUGUCGUAUACAAUUAUAAUGCUGAUAGAGCACGUUGGAGUAGAGUCUUCUCCUUUGUUCGACUCGUUCGCAUCUGCCGAGAACCAAACCAAGCUUUAUAAGCACAUACUUACUCCGAACAACCUUACAGCGCUUGAACAUGGUUUGCAAGCGAUCUGCUAUAUUCUGUGUAUGAUAGCUUCUAUUGAGCACACGUUUGACCGUGAUGUUACAUCCUCGGAGUCUAUAUCAACAUUGAUUCAGCAAAUUCUCGAUCACUUGGCUGAUAUGAAGCAGCUAUUGUUGACGAUCGAUGCUGGAGAACUGGUACUUGGAUCGGGCAAAAGCGUGAAGGCGUUCGGUUUACCCAGGCUGACCGUGGUGGACUUGGUGAGUGGAUUGCUUACACUUGAGUACAAUGUGGUGGACAAUGCGCUGAUUGAGCUGGAUUUCUUUGCGUUGUUUUUGAGUUGGAUGUUCGAGUAUAAACACAAUAGCGUACUACUCAAAUCUAUUGAAACAGCACUUGUUUUCGUGAUGAGAGGUUGCAACGAGGCAUUGAUCAUGUGUUUGCUGAACGAGCCGACGAGGCUGCAUGAGCGAAUCUUGGAGGUCAACGAGAUGGCACCGAUUCUACCUCGGUGGAAGUACAGGAAUUCAUCGGGCACGGAUAAUGGAGGGAGAGCGGAAUGCGACGGUAAUAAAGAAGGAUCUAAGAACGCGAAGGAUAACGAAAGUGAGCCUUCGCAUGACGAGAGUGAGAACAAGCAGAUUGAUGAAAAUAAAGAAAAAGACGACGCUGAUUACGCCCAGUCAUACAACAAUGAAGAUGAGAUUGUCGUUUGCGAGGGCGAGGAUAUCUCAGAGCAUAUAAAGAAUCUAAAUUUAGAUCUGCCGCCACCCAAGAAAAACCUGAGCGGAUCGUCGCUUUCAGAUGAAUCUUCGAGAAAAGACGGACUCAAAUUAUCUGAAGAACACGAUGCAGAGCAAUCGGUAUCAAGUGAAUUUUCGACGACAAGGCAAGAUGAUGAAGACAAUUAUGAAGAUUUUAAGAAAGACCACUCUUUCUAUUCUGAGAAUUCAAAUUUCGGUUAUUACGAUCAAUCUUAUCAAAAUCCUCAUUCUCAAGAUACAUCCUACAUAUACUCGAGUCAGCCUAUUUGUGAUUCGUAUCUGGAUCCAGAUGCUCCGCGUCCGAACUACAUCCCCUUCUUUUUUUCACUGACGCAAUGCCUUAUUUCACUUGCGGCUAGAAAUAAGACCGUCAGAACUUUUUUGGACGCUUGCGAAAAAUGGGUCGCGUUUGAAAAACAGUAUAAUAUCGAAUUUUGCGAAUAUCAAAAAAAUACUGCGCUAAACAGCUACAUGUCUAUCCACAAAAAGAAGUACUCACGCCAUUUUUCAAUAGAAGAUGGACAAGACAGAGAAGACUUGAAUUCUAGAGGCAUGGAUUAUUCUUACGAUAUCGAAGAAUACAUGCACGACUCUGGAUCGGACGAUGAGCUCAAACUGUGUAGCGGUUUAGAUAACAUGUAUUUUCAAGAAGACAUAGGUAUAUCGGAGGACGCUAAGUAUAACAAAGAGUCUAAAAAACAAAGCGAAGAUGAUCAAGGCGAAUAGGCAUGUAUCUAGGGCAGCAAAUGAAUGUGUUGUUACAUGAGUUAUCUCAAUUAGGAGGAAAAUAAACAAGUAAUUUUAUGUGCGGCGGUUA
Molecule: messenger RNA, 3162 nt
Organism: Schistocerca gregaria
Lineage: Eukaryota; Metazoa; Arthropoda; Insecta; Orthoptera; Acrididae
Product: serine/threonine-protein phosphatase 6 regulatory subunit 3-like
Exons: 6
Coding region: 804-3071 (755 amino acids)
Molecular function (GO): protein phosphatase binding; protein phosphatase regulator activity
Source: RefSeq, a predicted model, not a curated record